AUGUCUCCCAUCCCGGAUCGGGUACAUGCUUCGACGUCCCUCAUUCCUUUCCUUGACGGCGACUGUAGAGAGCUUUCUCUCUCCAUCCCAAAGCACAUCACAUCUUGACAAUAGGAAUGUCCUAUCCAAAAUCGACAGGUGCAGGUCGGAAAUUCUCCAUUAUACAAGGUAGAGAGAAUGUUGGGUGCAGGAGGUUUUGGGCUGGUCUACAUUGGACGAAGGGUGGCUGGUGGAUCUCAGGGCGAUGGGCCCAAUGUCUUUAAGGUUUAGUUUCAACCUCCCAUCACUCCUGCCAAGGGAAUCUUUAAAUACUGCUGUUUUAUGUUGUCUCUUUCAUUUUCCUGCGGUGGGUGUAGGUAGCACUGAAGUUUGAGCAUAGAAAUAGCACGGGUUGCAGAUUUGGCCCCCCAUAUGAAUGGCAAGUUUAUGAGUAAGAAGACACCCCCUACUGCUCUAAUUUAUUACGUAUUGUGUCGAUCUAAAACUACGUUCUUCAUCUGACUUUGUGAAUAUGGUUUUAGCCAUCUCAAGGGAUGCUAUGGAUUGCCUAGGGUGCACUACAAGGGCCGCCAAGGAGAUUAUUUCGUCAUGGUUGGCGUAGAGUCUUUCAUUUUAUUGUUUCCUCGAAUUAUGUUUUUUAUUGAAAGCUAAUUAUGAUAUUGUUGAUGAUGAUUGCUGCAGAUCAUGGACAUCCUUGGACCAAGUCUCCUGGAUGUGUUCAUAUCCAUUGGGCAAGUGUAAGAAAAUAAUCUUGACUUCAUAUUCAAAGUCAAUAUUCUGUUGAGAAUUGUGCUAUUGAGUUUGACUAACUCCUUGGACAGAAUGCCACCAAAUAUGGUGGCUUGUAUUGCUGUGGAGGCAAUAUCCAUCCUUGAGAAGCUACACCAAAAAGGGUACGUAUGGCUUUGUGGCAGUGUGAUAUUUUUUCAAUUAAAUUUUUGCAAAGGUCACAGUAAUCAAUUCAUUGCUCCCUUGUGCACUCCCCUCCCUCCCUCCACCCACACAAAAAAAAAAACAUGCCAGGUUUGUGCAUGGAGACGUCAAGCCAGAGAAUUUAUUGUUGGGUAAACCCAGAAGCUCAGGGGAGAAGAAGCUUUUUCUCAUCGACUUUGGGCUGGGUAUGUUGCUGCAUUCCAAUCACUUCUUGUUUUCACCUUUCGCACCUAUUGAUUUUAGAGUAGGGUUUGUUUUUCCAAGUAUAUAAACAAAUUCGUCUUGACUGAGAAGUCCCUGUCUGUAUCAACAUCAGUGAUAUUUUUGUGCUUUGUUCAGAGCCUGUACAAAUGCUAAUUGGUGUCAUUAAUAUUUUAAUCAGCUUCAAUGUGGAGGGACAGUUUGUCAGGCCAGCAUGUCAGCUUAUGCCAACAGCCAGAUAAUUUCAGGUUUUUUGGGAAACGAUAUUCUAUUUUUUCCCUAAAUUCUUAGCUAAGAGGAGGAUUCAUAAAAUCUUACCCCUACCUUACUAUCUAUCUCAUGUUCCCUAGGGGCACAACACGAUAUGCAAGCGUCCAUGCACAUUUAGGCCUCACAGCGAGUAGAAGAGAUGAUCUUGAGUCAUUGGCCUACACUCUGAUUUUUUUGAUUAAAGGAAGGCUGCCGUGGGAAGGCUAUCAGGUUUGCUUUCACCUCUACUUGUACAUGUUCUCCCAUCUCUUUGAUUGAUCACUUGCUGAUUCUUAUGCCAACUAUGUAGGGGAAUGACAAGAGGUUUCUAGUCUUCAUGAACAAGACUGUAACCUCCCCCGAGACGCUGUGUGGUGGCUGUCCCCCUCCUUUUGCACAAUUCCUUGAAGCAGUGAAGAAGAUACAAUUUGUUGAGCAGCCCACCUACUCGAAGCUCAUUUCUCUUUUUGGAAGCUUGAUAUGCCCCCCCUGCACCCUGUUAAAGACCAUUCGGAUUGAUGCAAUUUUGAAGGUGGUUGCAAACAUGACAUCACUGAAAUUACCUCACAUAUUUUUAUUUUAUGUCAGAUGGUUUUAUCUCUUUUUCAUGGCUCUAUCAUCUGUUGUUAAAUAGGCUGACCAUGUUUCCAACAGGUUCACCAAAAACGUGGAAGAUUGCAGGUAAAUAAUGAAGAAGAUGAGUGUCAUAGAAAGAAACGGAUAAAAUGUUUGAUUGAUGACAGACCAUGACCAUGUACAUGUAAGAAUAUAAAUAAAAUCUGUAAAGUGCCAAUUGAGAAAACAUAAAUCUCAUGACUAAAUUAUUUAUUAUUAUUGUUCUUAUUUAUUCAUAAAGAAAAUGAUAGUUUAAAAGCCUGAUAUUAAGGGCAUGAAUAUAAUACUUUUUUAAUGUAAUCAUAGCUAUUGAUAAAGGUGUGUAAUUAAUAUUUAUGCAAAAACAGAAACUAUAUCAAUCAAUGAUAAUAAUACAAGACAACCAUUUAGAGGGCGUGAGUAUAAGUAGUAUAAUAUCACAGUUACUCUUGCUAGGAAUAUGUAUCAUUUAUUGCCAACAUUUAAACUUUAGAAAUGUUUUGUACCUACUAUCUAUUCACCUUGGAAAUGGCACCACUUUGGACGUAACCUAUUGAGUACAGGAAUAUAAUAUGUUUAAGUACGUUCACACUUACAAAUUAUCAGAAAUAAUUAUUAGACCGAUAAAUGUAAAUUUUAUGCAUAAAUAAUGAAUAUUACUUUUUUAUAAGAAAGCUGGCACAUAAAAAUACAGUAUUAAAGGGAAGAAAUCUAAUAUUAUUUCAUACAAUCAUAAUGAUUAGUUGCAAUGAAUAAUUACUAUAGUUUACCAAAAUGAAAAUUUUAUCAGUAAAUAAAUGAACACUACAAGUAUUGGAUUAAAUGGCACGAAUUUGAUAGUUUAGGUUAUAUUUAUAAUUACUAAUCACUAUGAUUAAAAUUAUUUAUUAGAAUAUGUAAAGUUAUGAAGAAAUAAGAAUUAUGUAUUGGAAGCUUAUGUGUCCACCAAAGGACACACAUCCACCCCAUAAUGUGUUUAGAACCACAUGUAGUCCAAAACUGAAAGUAAUGUAAUGUCGUAAUUGGUUCCCAUCAUAGUAAAAGUAUGAUUUCUUUAGUGAUGAUCUAAAAAUUAAGAAGCAUCUAGAUUCAUAGAAGAUUGGGUAUAUAAAGAGGAGUUUGAAAUAAAAGUCGCAUAGUUAUGCUUUGUAAUGUUUUCAAUUUGAAAAGCAUAUCUUGACAAAGUUAAAUCUUAUAUGAUUCACAUGAAUGAAUGUCAUCGUAUAUACUUUUUAUACAUUGCACCCUCUAGAUGUUUUCCUAAACUUGAAGAAAAAUGUACCCAUCGUCAAAUCUUGAUUCAUUCUAUUGAUGAGUGGAAAAUAAAUUUCUUGUCUAAACUAAGACUUUAAGCAUAAGUAGGAAGUUAUUGUAUUAACAAGUGUGCCGACCAUUACAUUUAUGAGGAUGAUGAAUUAAUCAUGGAAACUAUUUAUUGAAAAAAAUUAUUAUCUAUUUUGACUGUAGUCUAAUGUAAAAUUGUAAUUAAGAGUUACAUAAUUCUAUAUGCGACCCCUAUUAAAUGUUUUUGAGCCAAAUCUAUAUUGUAUAUAAAUUUGUAUAUAGUUUUACACAUAUAAAAUGAGAUUUUUGCCUUUUUAAGAAUACAUGUACAAUAUUUUCAAGUAAAUUGAUAAUAUUUUCAAGUACAAUAUUUUUACCUUUAUUAUUUGUUAAUAUAAUGUCUUUUUUUGUCAUAAUAGGAAACCACUGAUAAGUUUUCAUUAUCAUGACUUUUUAAUUAGUAAAUAAUAUAUUUUUAACCUUAACUCAUGAUAAAUAGACUUAUAUUUCUAUUAAAUUAUGAAAAAUAGUUUUCAAUUGAUUAAUGUGAUUUUUUUAGCUAAUUAGAUAAGUUUUUUAUGUAUUUAUAUGAUUUUUAUAAUCCUAUUUUUUGAGAUAAAUCAAGAAAAAGAAAUUAAAAUAAAAAUAUAGCAAAAAAUGGAGACCCGUCAGCCAACUGAGCCUGCAAGUAGGUCAGAAGCAUAGUUGGGGGGACCGCGAGCAAGGGCUUGGGUGACUAGGACCAAUGGAGACAUGUGUGCACCACUCCCCUUCCACGUCACCAAUGGCCAGCCAAGUUUGAGGCAAGGAGUGGUUGUACAUGUGAGAGAAAAGUACUUAUUACUUGUAAAUGUGAUAUUACUAUAUAUUUGCCUAAAACUUUGGCACACAAGUGAUGUGAGACGAAACCCACAUCACACCUUCCCUUGAAAAGCUUUGAAGAUUUUAAUACUUAAAUUACUUCUUAAUUAUAAUAGAGAUAUACUAUGACGAUGUCACUUGAUAAGGGCAUUAGAGUACUUAUUUUAAUCUCUCUCAUGCAGGCGGGCAAUAUGUAUGGGUUUGAAUCCUCCUAG
Molecule: messenger RNA, 4337 nt
Organism: Spirodela intermedia
Lineage: Eukaryota; Viridiplantae; Streptophyta; Magnoliopsida; Alismatales; Araceae
Source: the annotation of a GenBank genome assembly